CAAAUAUUUUUCCAACUAGAAAAGAAUCAAUAAUUUAAAACGCAAGCACAGAGAACACCAGAAAAAAAGAAUCUUCACAAAAUUUCUAUAUUUCAAAAUAACAAAAAAAAAACGUCCUUAAAAAUUAUAUUUAAGAAAACAAAAAGAAACCAUAAAGAAAAACAAAACAAGACGAUAAAAUUUUUAAAUAAAAAAUUUUUGAAUUUUCACAAUUUGCACACAUCUAUAUAUACUUCAUCUUAUCCAUCCAUCUUUUACCGCCAUCUAUAUUUACCAUUUACCACACAUACUAAGAAAUUAGAGCAUGAGAUUAUUUGAAUUCAAUUUUGCUGAAUUUUUGAAUAAAUGAAGCGGUGUGUUAAAUAAUGUAAAUGAUGCAAACGAAAAUUUCAAUGCACUCUCCUCCAACACCAACAACACCAACAACAAUCGAAUAAUAAAAACAAUAAUCCGAAAAAUAAAUAGAAACAAAACAUGAAUAACAAAUUUAUCUUAUCCAGGUGUAUCAAUAAUUCAUACUGCUUCGUUGUCAACGCUGUCACGAAUUUACAAAAUCAGAACAGGUGGUGGUAAAGAAUAAAUCAAAAUUACAAAACAUAACUAGAAGCAGUAAAAAAAAAAAAACUUCGAAAUAAAAAAAAGAAGACAAAACGAAACCAAUUUAUUUUUUAUUUAUUUUAUAAGUUUUAAUAAUUUUGAAAAAAUUUGAAAUUGUAUAUAUAUAUAUAUAAAAUUUACUACAUACAUAUAUACACUAAAAAUAUAUUUAUAAAAAAUUUAGAAUAAUAAAAAAGCAGCAAAAAUGACGGAAAAUAAAGUUUGGCCUCAGCCUGUUUCUGAAACAGUUUAUGGCACAGAUGACAACAAUAUGGUUAUGUCGGAAAAAGUUCAACAAUUGGCUGGUAGUAUUUAUCAGGAAUUUGAAAGAAUGAUAUUACGUUAUGAUGAAGAUGUUGUUAAAACUUUAAUGCCACUUUUAGUUAAUGUAUUGGAAAGUUUAGAUAAUACUUAUCGUACAAUACAAGAACAAGAAGUUGAAGUUGAAUUAUUACGUGAAGACAAUGAACAAUUGGUAACGCAAUAUGAAAGAGAGAAAAGUGCAAGAAAACAAACUGAACAAAAAUUAUUAGAAACUGAAGAUGUUGCUGAAGCUGAAAAUAAAGAAUUAAGUAGUAGAUUAGAAUCUUUAGAAAGUAUUGUUAGAAUGUUAGAAUUAAAGCACAAAAAUAGUUUAGAGCACGCAAAUCGUUUAGAAGAACGUGAAGGUGAAUUAAAAAAAGAAUAUAGUAAAUUGCAUGAACGUUAUACAGAAUUAUUUAAAACUCAUGUUGAUUAUAUGGAAAGAACAAAAAUGUUAAUGGGUACACAUUCACAAAUAAGUUCAGCAUCAGAUAAAUUUGAAAUAAAUCGUACAAGAUUACAUCCGAUUGCAAGAUCAUCUGGUCCAAUAUCAUAUGGUUUUACAUCAUUAGAAAAUUCAACAAUGUUAGAUACUGAAAGAAUAUGUUCUGAUAAUGAAUCUGAUUCAGAUCCAACAUCAUUACAAAAUGAAAUUGAUAAUUUAGAAAGAUUAGAUGAUAAUGAUAGUUUACCACCAUUAAUAUCACCAACAACACAACAUCCUCCCCCAACAACAAUUGUACCACCUAUUGAAAGCUCAAUUGUGCCGAAUUUUUCUGGUUCCAUGGGUAAAACAACAACCCAUAGAGAACAAAGAUCAGCAAAUACUUUAUAUCAAGAACUAUCAUUUCAUGAUAAUGAAGAAAGUGAAGAAAAUGAAGUUACUGGUAGUUGGGUACAUCCUGGAGAAUAUGCAACUUCAGCUAAUGAUAAUUAUUUUGGUAUGGGUAAAGAAGUUGAAAAUUUAAUAUUGGAAAAUAAUGAAUUAUUAGCAACAAAAAAUGCUCUCAAUAUUGUUAAAGAUGAUUUAAUAGCUAAAGUGGAUGAAUUAACUGGUGAAGUUGAAAUAUUACAUGAAAAAUUAAAUUCAGUUUCACAAUCCAAAAAUAAAUUACAACAUAAAGUUAAUGAAUUAGAGGAAGAAUUAAAGAAAACCAAAGAACAAAUUAAACAACAACAUGAUUCUGAACAAGAAAAUGAAAAUGAUAUACCAAUGGCGCAACGUAAGCGAUUUACACGUGUUGAAAUGGCAAUGGUGCUUAUGGAACGUAAUCAAUAUAAAGAACGCUUAAUGGAAUUACAAGAGGCUGUACGACUUACCGAAAUAUUGCGUGCAACAAAAAACGACGAGUUCGAAAUUAAAUCAAAACAAAGCGCUUGGAAAUAUUUCAGUAGCUUAUUUAAAAUAACAAAUAGACCGCAACAUGAGCCAUCACAAGCUGGAAUGUUCCGUUAUAAUGUUAAUCAGGGAUCACCGAGUAGACAAAGUACAGAUGGCAAUCGUUUUAUUUUGCGUGCCAGUUCAGCAUCUACGGCAAGUCCUGGUCUUGCAAAUGCAUUAAUUUUAGCCAAAGAUUACAAUGAUGAAGGAACAUCUCAAAGGGCAAGUGCAAGACGUCGGGAACAAUAUCUUCAGUUAAGAGCACACGUUCAAAAAGAAGAUGGAAGAUUACAUGCGUAUGGUUGGAGUUUGCCAGUUAAUAACAAAGUAGCACAUGAACACCAACAUAAACAUUCUGGAGGUGUACCGGUACCAGUUCCAGUUUAUUGCAAUCCGUUAGCUGAGACAAGCUCUGAAAUGAAGGUUUAUUGUGCUGCUGGUGUGAAUUUAAAUGGAGGUUUCAAAAAGAAUGGUGAAUUUUUCAUACCAGAUGAGGUAUUUUUUGUUACCAAAUCAGCAAUAAAAUCCAAUGAAAUUGUUCCAUCAGCUGGAAUUAAUGGUAUGGAUAGUGAAACUCAAGCAACAUUUUGUUCAGCGAAUUCAAGCGAAGAAUCUCAAUUAAGUUCAUACGUUUGGAUAUGUACGAGUACUUAUUGCGCCAGUACUGUAACUGUAAUUGAUGCUAAUAAUCCAGCAAACGUCUUAGAUGCAUUUCCAGUAUGUCAGAGUCAUCUAUUAUGUAUUGCUUCAGUUCCUGGUGCUAUGGAAAAUGAUUAUGUAUUGCUCGAACGAAGUGAAAUAGCCAAGGAUGGUGAAAGUUUAGAAAAGCCUGGCGAUGAAGUUGAUAAUGUUGGUCGUAUAGUAUACGUUAAAAAUGCUAUAGUCGAUGGCUUAAAAAACAAUAAAAAUAAUAAUAAUACCAAUAAUUCAAAUAACGCCAACAACACCAAUAAUAAUAACAUUUCCGAAAUUGUUAUCGAAAAUAAUACUAAUAGGGAUUAUUCACAAACUCCAGAAGGUGAAGAUGUUGUACGUAGUACCGAUGCUAACUUAGAAUUUUCGAAGCCAGUUAAUCCAAUUUUAAGAACUAAAGGUAGAGAGAAUGAACCAGAAAUGUCAUCAGUUGGUCCUACAAUGUGGAUGGGUGCACAAGAUGGAAUGUUAUAUGUUCAUAGUGCAAUAGGUAGAUGGCAUGAAUGUUUACAUAAAGUAGAACUACCCGAUCCAAUAUUGGCAAUUGUUAACUUAGGUACAAGAGUAUUUGUAGCUAUCGCAAAUGGUAAACUUGUAGUAUUUCGUCGUCAAGCUGACGGUCAAUGGGAUUUAAAUAAUUAUUUUUUGGUGACAUUAGGUUCACCAAAACAUUCAACACGUUGCUUAUGUAUUGCUGCUGAUAAAAUUUGGGCUGCUCAUCGCAAUAAAAUUUUCGUAAUUGAUCCAAUUUCAUUAAAUAUUGUACGUAAAUUUGAAGCUCAUCCUCGUAAAGAAAGUCAAAUUAGACAGAUGACAGCAACUGGUUUAGGCGUAUGGGUAUCAAUAAGAUUAGAUUCAACAUUACGUUUAUAUAAUGCAUUAUCAUAUGAACAUAUACAAGAUGUUGAUAUUGAACCAUAUGUUUCGAAAAUGCUUGGAACUGGUAAAUUAGGUUUCUCAUUUGUUCGUAUUACUGCAUUAUUAGUCUCUUGUAAUCGUUUAUGGAUAGGUACAAGUAAUGGUGUUGUUAUAUCAGUACCAUUAAAUGAUGGUGGUAUUAGUAAUAAUUAUAAAACAUCUAAUACAACAGCAACAUCAAAUACAACAUCAAAUUCAAAUACAAAUAAUAUUAAUACAAUUAUAAAAGCAAGUAAUAAUAGUAAUAAUGAUGGUUAUAUACCACGUUGUUGUAUGGCCAAUGCUCAAUUGUCAUUUCAUGGUCAUAGAGAUGCUGUAAAAUUUUUCGUUGCAGUACCAAUGUCUCAAUCAAAUAAAAAUUCAUUAACACAAUUAAAUAAUGAUAAAAAAGAUAUGCUAGUCAUUUGUGGUGGUGAAGGUUAUAUUGAUUUUCGGCAAGGUGAUAAUUCAAUGGAAAAUAGUGUUCAUUUAGAAAUGAAUCAAAAUUUGGAAAAUCGUGGAGAGAAAAGUUUUUUAAUAGUUUGGCAUGUUAAUCAACGUUAAGAAUAUUAAAAUAUAGAAACAAAAAGAAAAGAAAUUUUAAAUAAAAAUUUAUAAUAUACAUACAUAAUAUAUAUAUACAUAUUAAAUAUAUUUAUUUAAUUAGCUGUCUAGUAAGUUAAUGGAAAAAUUAAAAAAAAAAAAAACCUUUUACUAAUUUAAAAAACAAAAACUUGUAUAAUAUUGAAAAAAAAAUUAUUUAUAAAAGAAAAAUAUAGCCAAUAGAAUUUAUAAUUUAAAAAAUACUGUGCAAGCAGAAAAAAGCAAUUUUAUUUUGUAUUAGAAAUUGUGAUUUAAAAUUUUGCUAGACGUUCAUAUAAUUUUGAAAUUUUAUUUUUUUUAAUAUUUUUCAAUUAAUUUCUAUUUCUAUGUAUUUUUUUUAAAUAUACAUAUAUGUGCAUUGUAUGUUUCUGUUUUGUUAAAAUUUCAAAUUUGUAUUUUAUAAAUAAAAUUGUUUUUUGUGACCUUUUACAUAAUGUACACUAUAUACUUUUAAUAAAGCCAAUUGAUUGGCCUCCCAGUGGUUUAUUUGGCCAAAUAAUUAAAUUUUUUAUUAUUAUUUAAGUUAAAAAUGAAAGAAAUAAUUAUAUUUUAGGAAAAUUAAAUAAAUAAAAGGUUGAGUUUCGAAUUGUAAUAAUUACGGUAUUACUUAUUAAUUUUCAAGUCAAAUAUUAAUUUCUUUAAAUGAAUUAAUUUUGAAAAAGACAACUCUCAUUAUAUGAGGAAAUUUUUUUACUCUAAGCUUAAAUCAUUUUCUAAGCUCAAAUGUCGUAAUAAUUUCAAGAUUGUUCUGUAUGACAGAAAGCUUUCAGUCAAUAAAAUUGUAUAACUUUUGGAUCAGAAUUCUCAUUCCUCUUUGAACUACUAAAUGAUUUCUUUUCUCUUGAUUUCAAUUGAAUUUCGUUAUAAUUAUAACAUGUAAAGAUUUUUUUAAUAUCGAAAAUUUUUUGGAUCUAAAGCAAAGUGACUGUAUAGUCUUUACGUUUCGAAAAAAUUCAAAAAUACAAAAAAAAAAAAAAAACAAUUUUCUCACUUAAAAUUAUUUUAGUCAAUUACUUCGUGAGCAAAAAUAUUUAAUUAUUUAAUAGAAUGAGGUCUGUUAAUUUCUUAACUCCUUGUUUAAUAAUAUUUUGGAACUCAACUCAUUUAAAUCAAAAUUUUUUUAUAUUUUUAAAAUAUUUUUACUUUAAAUUUCUAAACACAACUUCAAAAACUUAACAUUUUAAAUUAAAUUACUAUGAAAUACUAAAUUAUUUUCUUGGAAAUUUAAAAAAAUAUUUUGUUAUACGAGUCUAAAUUGUUAUACAUAAAAAAAAACAAGACAAUGAAAGAAAAUUAUUGAAUAAUUUUUAUUGUACGAAAUUUGUAAAUAAUAAUUUUAAUUAUUUUUUUGAAUUAAAAAAAUAAAUUAUACCAAAAACAAGUAAAAAUAAAACUUAAAUUUAUUUAUUUUCAUAUUUAAAAGGUGAUUAUAAUUAAUUUUAAAAGUUUUAAAUAUAAAAACAUUAUUGGAUAAAUAAAGAAAAACAAAAAAAAAUGUGAACGAAAUAUGUAUGUAUAUUUAUUGUUAUUUUGUUUUUUUUUUUUGUAAGCUUUAAUUAUUAAAAUAGGAUAAAACGCAAACUAUAUUUAAUAUUUUGUAAAUGUAUGUUUUACAUAAAUUAGUGAUAAAAUGAUAAUUUUAAAAUAAAGUAUUCAUGCAUUUAAGCAUAAAUAAAACAAUGUUGGAAGAGAAUAGCAAACAAAAAUUAUAAUGAAUUUCUUCUAUAUUAAAUAAUAUAAUAACUUUAUUUUAUUAUAUUUUAUGUAAUUUUUUUAAUUUUUGAUUUGAUAGUAUCUAACAAAAUACUUAAACCGAAAAAUUAAGCAAAGAUCUUGAGCCUGUUUUGUUUUUUUAAAUAUUACAUAAAUUAAUUUUUAUUUGUAUGAAUAUGCCAAAAAAUAAAUUUGAGGAAAAUUAUCUUCGAAAAUUAUUUAAAUUUCCUUUUCUUUCUUACUUAAUCACAUUAUUAUUACUUAAUUAUGUUUUGUUAAAAUGAAAUUCAAACUUUAUUAUUAU
This is a messenger RNA of Condylostylus longicornis, 6491 nucleotides long. RefSeq names its product JNK-interacting protein 3 (gene syd). Gene Ontology annotation, biological process: vesicle-mediated transport. The coding region runs from base 803 to 4435 and encodes 1210 amino acids. The record is from RefSeq and is a predicted model, not a curated record. The transcript has 2 exons. Gene Ontology annotation, cellular component: cytoplasm. Gene Ontology annotation, molecular function: MAP kinase scaffold activity; JUN kinase binding; kinesin binding. NCBI's taxonomy places the organism in Eukaryota, Metazoa, Arthropoda, Insecta, Diptera, Dolichopodidae.